UCAAACUCUCACCACCGCCAGGCAACUUCAUUUCUUCUGAUAAGAAGAAAAGUUUUCUUCCAGGCUCUGCGCCGUAUAUCUUCACGACCUUCUCUUUCUGUCUGCUGCCCCGUUCGAUGCCGAUCACCAUCUCUGAACGCCAAACAACCAUCACAAUGACAUGUGGUGAUAUCUUCUUGGCUCUGAUAGCCAUCCUCUUCCCCCCAAUUGCAGUCUGGAUCAAGUCAGGCAUCUGCUCCUGUGACUCCCUGAUCAACAUCCUCCUCUGCAUGCUCGGCUACGUCCCUGGUCUUCUGCACGCAUGGUACAUCAUCGCACGCAACCCCGAGCGAGACUAUGAUUAUGAGGUUAUCCCCGACUCCGAGCGCGGAGGUCAGGGCGGGCGAGUCACGUACUAUUUCAUCCGCCAUGAAUCCGUACCGCGCCAACCGCCCCUUUAUGGUACUCAAGCACAAGAUCCGUCAGGCGACGAUCGACCUGCCCCUCUACCCCCCGCAUGCCAGGGCAGCAAUAGACCGGCGCCACCGCCACCUUCAAAUCCCUCCUCCCAGGCGGACGAACCUGCUGGACCUAGCGUGGGUGCAGGAAGCAAUGAGCCUGGUGCACCUCCUAGCUACUCAGAAGUUGUGAAGGGCGAUCACAAGAUACAGACUCAAGAUUAAGCUCAUGGACCAGACUAAACGGUCUGGGUGCGGAGGCUAUUGUAACAUUGUCCGAAGGGCGUUGGAAGUCCGCAUCGUAUAUCUGUGGAAGAAGGCGCAUGCGGCUAAGGUGACGAGUGACGAGUUUGAAGGUGGAGUAAGGGGACAUCUCUGGCAAUGAGAACGGAGGCCUUGUACGGUAGGGGGGAGUUAAUCAACUAAUGGUGUAUGGCUAGCUUAUGUGAACUUGAUUCGUCUUCUACCCAGAGUGACGACGGUAGAAUAUGGAUUCAGUAUUUCCACCCUCUUCCGCCUGUGCUCGUUCUGACGAACAAGACCACGAGGCUCAUCUUUCUACAUGUCCCACGGUCAAUCAUGGAUACUGUGAGAUUGCUCCAUUCUCUUUACCAUGCGCUCCAUGUUAUCCCUGCGCGGGCCAAACAGGCCGGUAAGAACUUUCAAAAUCACGAACAUGUAUUCAUGCAUGGGCUAUUGGUCAACCGCUCGCUUUUCCUACGUUUCUACUGGGUAUAUGAUAAGGCGCGGUUGAAAGAGUGGUCUGGACGGAUAAGGAUCGUGCACAUGGUUGCUCCCUCGAACGAAAAGGGUGCUUUCGCCCCCGAAGUCACAGCAUCCGGCUCCACGAUGAUUAGGUGUCAUC
Molecule: messenger RNA, 1302 nt
Organism: Cladophialophora immunda
Lineage: Eukaryota; Fungi; Ascomycota; Eurotiomycetes; Chaetothyriales; Herpotrichiellaceae
Exons: 2
Coding region: 117-662 (181 amino acids)
Biological process (GO): endosome transport via multivesicular body sorting pathway
Cellular component (GO): fungal-type vacuole lumen; fungal-type vacuole membrane
Molecular function (GO): ubiquitin protein ligase binding
Source: RefSeq, a predicted model, not a curated record